Messenger RNA from Miscanthus lutarioriparius, 1050 nucleotides. The record is from the annotation of a GenBank genome assembly. Lineage: Eukaryota; Viridiplantae; Streptophyta; Magnoliopsida; Poales; Poaceae.
AUGGCGGUGGAUAAUUGGACCAUAAAUCUUGAAUGUGAUGGGGAACCUGAAGGAGAGAGACAUACCCUUAGUGAAAAGAACAAAAUAAGUCGUGAAAUGAGGAAGACAACUCAUACUGCAGGUAUAAAGAGUUAUGCUCGUUGGUGCGAGGACAUGGUUCAAUUGGAAAAUCUCCUAGACACACAACCAGAGUUAGCACAAAAUAGUGAGGGCGGAGUUGCAUGGGAAGGUGAUGCAUUACAUCAGGUGUUGGGAGAAGAAAAAGCUGGACAAGUGCACGACAUGGGAUUGCUUCCGGUUCCUAAACAAGUUUAUGGUCGAAAAACACACCAUUUUAAGGACAUUAAUAUAGUUUCACUAGAUGGCUCAUCAUCUGAUGUAGAGGUUCACAUGUUGGAGGAAAUAAGGCAACUCAAAGAGCAUUCUAGAAUGCAAGACAAAGUUAUCGAAGAACUAAAAAAAACAAUCGGAGGCACAAUGAGAACCAAGAAGCAACAAUGGAGUGAUCACAACAAUUCUCAGAAUCAAGUACUGAAUUCUAAAAGAAAGAGAGUCCAGUGUGGUGCACCCAACCAGAAUGAGGGAUUCCUCAAACAUAGGGAUGAAUUGAAUAAAGAAACAUGUGAGUUUAAAUUUAGUGAUGAUGACAAUGUACUUUUAUCUGGAGAAAAGGGACAUCACGGAGGGCUUGUAGAUACUAGAACCAUUUCACACCAGGAGGUGGCUCAUGACAAGGCUACAAGCUACAGGCGCCAAACACCUAAACGACUUUCUCUAAUGAAGGUUGGGUCCACAGUGCUACUAAUGACUUCGAAAUAUCCUAAUAAGGCUAAUGUGGCAUAUGCAACUCUCUUGAGCACUAAUCCAGAAGCCCUUGUUGGUGGAGUUAAGAUAGGAAGUCAAUUCUACAAAGUGCGUAUCAAUCAUCCUAUAACAAAAGAUGAGCCAUUAGUGAGGCCUAUGCUUGGAUGCGACAAUAUUGGUGAUGCUCAUGCCAAAGGAGUCCAAAUUGCUUGGCCUUCGAUGUUUGUUCAAAUGAUUAAUGGUUGA